AAAAAAAAAAAAAAAAUGUUUUUAAAGGAGGAUGAUUGCACUUGUGAUGUUUUUGUACCCAACGAGAGGCAAAAGAAGUUCCGAGAAACAGAAGCACGGGGAUACUGGGCCACCAAAGCCGAGUUCAUCCUCACUGUGAUGGGCGGCAUCAUUGGACCGGGCAACGUGUGGAGAUUUCCUUAUUUGUGCUACAAAAACGGCGGAGGUGUCUUCUUCAUUCCUUACGUUUUGUUCAUGGUCACUUGCGGAAUCCCCUUGUUUUUUCUCGAGACCGCAAUGGGACAGUACACCAACCAGGGGGGGAUUACGUGUUGGAAGAAGUUUUGCCCACUUUUUCAAGGCAUCGGCUACGCCAGUCACCUUAUCAUUGCCUUCGGCGCCUCGUCCUACAUUACAAUCAUCGCGUGGGCGUUCUUUUAUUUGUUCUACUCCUUCAGCGUCGACUUGCCAUGGGCCACGUGCGGAAACGACUGGAACACAGACUCAUGCAUGGAGUUCAGGGUUGCAAAUGAGAGCCUCGCUGUGACACACCGGCAGAACACCACUCUGCCUGUUGUAGAGUUCUGGGAGCGCCGAGUGCUGAAGAUCUCUGGUAGUAUUGAUGAGGUGGGGAGCUUGAGGUGGGAGCUUGUCUUGUGUCUCAUCCUGGCAUGGGUCAUCUGCUACUUUUGCAUUUGGAAGGGGAUCAAAUCCACUGGGAAGGCAGCCUACUUCACGGCAACUUUCCCCUUCGCAAUGCUGCUGGUUUUGCUCAUACGUGGUGUGACGCUGCCCGGGGCAAUGGACGGGAUUAUUUAUUACAUCUACCCUGACGUAUCCCGGCUAGCAGAUCCGCAGGUGUGGUUGGAUGCGGGCACGCAGAUCUUCUUCUCUUAUGCAAUCGGCUUCGGGUUCCUGACCUCUCUUGGCAGUUACAAUACCUACAACAACAACUGUUACACGGAUUGUUUCUACCUGUGCUUGCUGAACAGUGGCACCAGCGUUGUGGCAGGCUUUGCCAUUUUCUCCGUCUUGGGAUUUAUGACCUAUGAACAAGGUGUUGAUAUUGCAGAGGUGGCUAAAUCAGGUCCAGGCCUGGCCUUCAUCGUUUACCCACGUGCUGUAGCCAUGAUGCCCAUGCCGCAGGUGUGGGCCGUGUGUUUCUUCCUCAUGAUCAUUCUACUGGGCUUGGAUAGUCAGUUUGUUGGUCUGGAGUGUCUGAUGACGUCGCUGGUCGAUCUUUACCCAGCUUUCCUACGUCAAGGCUACAGACGCGAGCUGGUCCUGCUGGCCAUCUGCAGUAUUUCUUGUUUGCUGGGACUUUCCUUGGUGACUGAGGGAGGGAUGUACCUGCUCCAACUGGUGGAUUUCUACAUUUGCAGCGGGAUGACCUUGCUCCUGCUGUCCAUCUUCCAGUCUGUCAGCAUUGCCUGGAUCUAUGGAGCCGAGCGUUUCUAUGGGAACAUCACAGAUAUGAUUGGUUACCGUCCCUCUCCACUAAUGAAGCUCUGUUGGUGCUAUUUUACUCCGUGUUUAUGUUUUGGCACCUUCGUCUUCUCCAUAGUCAGAUACUCUCCCUUGAAAUUCAGUAGCACUUAUGUUUAUCCACUAUGGGCCAACAUUCUGGGCUGGUUCUUGUCCACCAUCUCCCUCUCCCUCAUCCCUCUCUUUAUGUUCUACAAACUAGCGCAGGGAGAGGGGACCCUUCGUCAGCGAUUUCUCUUGCUGUGCCUUCCUGAAGACGACCUGAAAUGUCUUCCUCCGCUGGAAGACAAUGUCGCCACUCCUCUCACUGAGCCCAAACCUUUGUCCCAUGCUGAGGAAGUCACUAAGUGAGCUACUGUACACAUUCAAUCAAGGGAACGGCAUUAAAGAACAGUGUCAAUUCAGUGCAAUCACAUUGCACUCCUUGGAAAAAAAAAAAAAAAAAAAAAAAAAACUAGACAAGAGGGAAUCAGAAGAACAAAUAGACUUGCACAGUCUAUAUCAAAACACAAUGGUUUCUACCUUGGCCAAUUUCCCACCUCUAUACUAAGUUAAAAUGAGAUUGGUCGGGAGUUGCUGGUCACUAAAUGUCUACUGUCUUAGUGGAGUUAAUGACAAAAUCACAUUGUCUUUUAGUCUACCAAAACUGUCUGAGAGAAUAAAGAGCCCUAAAUAUUAUCCCUGGGGAAUUUUUAAAAAUGUCAUUCGUUGCAUGUGUAUUUUUGCUGGCAAUAACACAAGAAAGUGGCAGAAGUUUUUAGAUUUUUUUUUUUAAAUGCUUCCUCACUAUGUUUUUCUUUACAUUAGAAUGAAGAGUUGUUCAAAAUCAGUCUUUUGAUUUCUCAAAACACACACAAUUCGCCACACAAAUGGGAGAAUGCAGAGGACCAGUACCAGUACCAGUACUCUAAUGGCAUAUCGGCUCCGUCUAGUGGUACGUAAAAGAAUCACUGCCUAAGAGUGUUCAUUUUUUAUAUUUUGAACCCAUUUGUAUUCAAUAUUAGGGAUUGUUUUAAACUGGAUACAGUUUGUAUAAAACAUUUACAUGCAAUAAAUUUCAAUUAAAUUUCAUUAUUUAAAUAGUUUUUUUGUUUUUUCUUUUUUAUUGAAGUGCCAUCUUCGUAUUCAAACUGCAUACUGUUACUCACAUACUUGCAAUAAUGUUAAACACAA
Syngnathoides biaculeatus (alligator pipefish) is the source of this 2637-nucleotide messenger RNA. RefSeq names its product sodium- and chloride-dependent GABA transporter 2-like. The record is from RefSeq and is a predicted model, not a curated record. Lineage: Eukaryota; Metazoa; Chordata; Actinopteri; Syngnathiformes; Syngnathidae. Gene Ontology annotation, biological process: sodium ion transmembrane transport. Gene Ontology annotation, cellular component: membrane. Bases 16 to 1815 code for a protein of 599 amino acids. The transcript has 14 exons.